This is a messenger RNA of Saimiri boliviensis boliviensis (Bolivian squirrel monkey), 2256 nucleotides long. RefSeq names its product Pim-2 proto-oncogene, serine/threonine kinase (gene PIM2). Gene Ontology annotation, biological process: protein autophosphorylation; negative regulation of apoptotic process; regulation of mitotic cell cycle. Gene Ontology annotation, cellular component: cytoplasm. Gene Ontology annotation, molecular function: protein serine/threonine kinase activity; ATP binding. NCBI's taxonomy places the organism in Eukaryota, Metazoa, Chordata, Mammalia, Primates, Cebidae. The record is from RefSeq and is a predicted model, not a curated record.
ACCAAGCGCGUAUUUGCAUAUGGGGGCAUUUGAAACGAAGAGGGUGGUAUGCAAAUAAGAACUGGCUCCGAUUGGCUGUGGUACAGCAGGUGCCGCGUCCGGAUUGAUCAAAGCCAGGUGGGCGGGGCUGUCGCCCAGGGUGACUCUCCCGGGAGGCGCGUGCCCCGGCUCAGUAGCUUUGGGGCUGGCGCGCGCGGCGAAUCUUAACGCUGCGCCGUCUGCGGGCGCUUCCGGGCCACCAGUUUCUCUGUCUUCCACCCUGGCGCCCCCCAGCCCUGGCUCCCCAGCUGCGCUGCCCCGGGCGUCCACGCCCUGCGGGCUUAGCGGGUUCAGCGGGCUCACUCUGCGCGGUGCAUCCUCCAUGUUGACCAAGCCUCUGCAGGGGCCUCCCGCGCCCCCCGUGACCCCCACGCCGCCGCCAGGAGGCAAGGAUCGGGAAGCGUUCGAGGCCGAGUACCGACUCGGCCCCCUCCUGGGUAAGGGGGGCUUUGGCACCGUCUUCGCAGGACACCGCGUCACAGAUCGACUCCAGGUGGCCAUCAAAGUGAUUCCCCGGAAUCGUGUGCUGGCCUGGUCCCCCUUGUCAGACUCAGUCUCAUGCCCACUCGAAGUGGCACUGCUAUGGAAAGUGGGUGCAGGUGGUGGGCACCCUGGCGUGAUCCGCCUGCUUGACUGGUUUGAGACACAAGAGGGCUUCAUGCUGGUCCUCGAGCGGCCUUUGCCCGCCCAGGAUCUCUUUGACUAUAUCACAGAGAAGGGCCCGCUGGGUGAAGGCCCAAGCCGCUGCUUCUUUGGCCAAGUAGUGGCAGCCAUCCAGCACUGCCAUGCCCGUGGAGUUGUCCAUCGUGACAUCAAGGAUGAGAACAUCCUGAUAGACCUACGCCGUGGCUGUGCCAAACUCAUUGAUUUUGGUUCUGGUGCCCUGCUUCACGAUGAACCCUACACUGACUUUGAUGGGACAAGGGUGUACAGCCCCCCAGAGUGGAUCUCUCGACAGCAGUACCAUGCACUCCCAGCCACUGUCUGGUCACUUGGUAUCCUCCUCUAUGACAUGGUGUGUGGGGACAUUCCCUUCGAGAGGGACCAGGAAAUUCUGGAAGCUGAGCUUCACUUCCCUGCCCAUGUCUCCCCAGACUGCUGUGCCCUAAUCCGCCGGUGCCUGGCCCCCAAACCUUCUUCCCGACCCUCACUGGAGGAGAUCCUGCUGGACCCCUGGAUGCAAACACCACCCGAGGAUGCACCCCUCAACCCCCCAAAAGGAGGGCCCACCCCUUUGGCCUGGUCCUUGCUACCCUAAGCCUGGCCUGGCCCCCAAUGGUGGGAAGAGCCAUCCCAUGGCCAUGUCACAGGGAUAGAUGGACAUUUGUUGACUUGGUUUUACAGGUCAUUACCGGUCAUUAAAGUCCAGUAUUACUAAGGUAAGGGAUUGAGGAUCAGGGGUUAGAAGACAUAAGCCAAGUCUGCCCAGUUCCCUUCCCAAUCCUACAAAGAAGUUUUCUUCCCAGAACCUGUGGUCCCUGAUUCUGGAGGGGGAACUUCUUGUUUCCAGUUUUGCUAAACGACAUUUAUUUUGCGUGAAGUUGUUCCCAUUCUGAGCCCCGGGACUCAUUCUGAUGACGUGUCACCCCUACAUUGGCACCUCCUCCUACCAUCACACAAAUUUCCUUCAUAUGCUCUUACUUGGGCAAGGGUGCUUUCCUUCCAAUACCCCAGUAGCUUUUAUUUUAGCAAAGGGACCCUUUCCCCUGGCCUAGGGUCCCAUAUUGGGUCAAGCUGCUUACCUGCCUCAGCCCAGGAUUCCUUAUUCUGGGGUAGGUAAUCCCCUGUUACUCCAAGGCUUUUUUUUUUUUUUUUUUUUUUUUUUUUUUUUUUUUUUUUUUUUGGUGAGGGGAUCCUACUCUGUUAUCCAAAGUGCUCUUAUUCUGGUGAGAAGAACCUUACUUACGAAUUUGGGAAGGAAUGGGAUAUGGACACCACCAGACCCCACCAGACACUAGGAUGGGAUGGAUGGUUUUUUGGGGGAUGGGCUAGGGGAAAUAAGGCUUGCUGUUGGUUCUCCUGGGGCAACCCCUCCAACUUUAGCAGAUUUCUUGCAACCUUCUCCUGAGCCGGGAUUGUCCAAUUGCUAAAAUGUAAAUAAUCACUAUUGUGGGGAGGGGAGUUCCAAGUGUGCCCUCCUCUCUUCUCCCCCUGCCUGGAUUAUUUAAAAAGCCAUGUGUGGAAACCCACUAUUUAAUAAAAGUAAUAGAAUCAGAA